AUGAACAUCGAAAACAUAGUCUCAUCUGAAGAGAUAAGACAAAAAAUGUAUCUAUUUAAGCAUGGUACUAUGAGGAAAGAAAGUCCAGAGUACGAAAGAGUUCUCAAAUCUCCACCACUUGAAAAAUAGAGAAACCCCAGAUAUCCCAAAUUCCUCUCUAAAGCUCCGAAAGACCACAACUAGCCCGCUAAAAGUUGCUUCGAUGUCUCUUUUCAACCCAAAUAACCCCAAAAACUACACGUUCAAAUAAAUUCCUAGAAUCCCACAAGAUCGACUACUCCAAGUUCAAGGUUGAGUUCGACAAAUAAGGAUAAGAACGUACAGAAUGCUAUAAAGAUUCGACUAAAACGAGGAUUUAAGACUGAUUUUUACUGGAAAUUACAGCGGCUGACUGAGAAUAUAGCGAUUUAUAAGGAGAUUUUUGGGUGUAAAGAGAAGCAAGAGACGCCAGUGAGGGAACGGGGUAGGGAGGAGAAGGAAGUGGCGAGAGUAGAUCCAGGUAGAGAGUCAAAGCCGAAGAAGAGCAGGUCUAUGAUCCGGAAAGGCACUAGUGCGAGGUUUCUUAUGAGAAAUAAGGAUUUAAUCAAAAAUAUGUCAUUGUCUCCACCUUGUAAAGGUCGUAGCAGAUUUUGUCCAAGAAGAGGUUCUGUAAGGAAGCCUAGCAGAAACGGCAGUUUUAAGACAAAAAAUACCCUAACUAAGCCAUUAAGCAGGUUUGCUGAGAGAAAAACUAGUGGAAAGAAAAGCUUUGACAGGAAUACCACAGAAAGAAACACUACUGAGAAGACCAUUGAGAAGGCAUCUGAUAAAAUAAUUACCAAGCCAAAGAAAAGGAGGCAACAGAGGCCCCGCUAUACUACAAAGAACAAAAUUCUGAUUAACUCCGAACAGGAGAGUCAAUUAAUCCAAAAACUUGAAAAAUCUUGGAAAGAACAAGAAAAUAAAAUCAAAAUGAUUACCGAAGAAACUAAGAGUGCAUACCAGGAAAGUGAGACCUCAGUUCCUUGGCUCAAUAUUAGCCUACUCCAGAACGAGAACUUUCUGAAUCCUCAGCCCCUAUUUGAAGUGCCGAGGCGAAAGUCUAUAGUGCACACCAGAAGACAUUCUAAGAACAAGGAGUUUAAGUUUACUAAGGGUAAAGUAAACAGGAGGCAAUCUGUCCUGUCAGUUAUCAAGAAAGGCAAUCUGCUUGCUCCUUCUGACAAGAGCUUUCAAGAUUCACUUAGAGAGCCGAUGAGGUCCAGGUACCCAGAAGCUUCAAAAAAUCUACAGCCACUGAAGUGGAAUGAACUCUUAAUUGCUCCAGUGAAGAAGGUGUAUAAAGUGCCUGAAAAUCUGGUCAACCCACCUAGAUGAGCUAAGGAUCACCUAAGUUUUACCAAUAACAAGAAUAAAUUAGUCCUGAAGAAUAAGAAGGAGAAGCUUAAAAAGCUGCCAGUUAGAGGCCGGAGGAAUGCCAAAUCCACCUUCUCAGUUCAAGAUCAUGUGAAUAGGUCUGUAAGAAUCUAUGAAAAUCCUAUACUUAAGAGCCAAAAUCGGGACCAAGACGAGAGCAAAAAUCUGAGAGGGCAGAAUAAUCGGGAGAAUAAUGGAAAUCAUAAGAGGAAUAAGCAUAUUUCUCAUUAUUCUUCAGUCCAAUAUUCGGCUGACUCUCAUUAUAAGAAGGAUUUUCAGAUGAUCAGGAUGCUUUCGAAAUCAUCUAUUGUUAAAUAUUCCAAGAAAUAUCUACAAAGACACGAUCGGUUAAGAGAAAGUGAGCUAGAGCUUGCUAGUGGUGAACGAGAUCUGAGAAAAACUACUUCAAGAAAUUUUCAAAGCCCCUUUAUACGCUCUAUUAGUAAGAAUCGAAAUAGGAACUUCUUGACGAAUAGAGUGUCUAACCUCGGGCUUUCCAAUAACUCAAAUGAUCUCUCUGAAUUCCUAAGAUCCGGUUGCAAUUCAUCGUUUCGGCCUGCGAGGAUAUACUUGAACAACCAAUAAUGACGAAAUUAUUAGGUACCACGGCUGUUAUUUCA
Molecule: messenger RNA, 2015 nt
Organism: Moneuplotes crassus
Lineage: Eukaryota; Ciliophora; Spirotrichea; Euplotida; Euplotidae
Source: the annotation of a GenBank genome assembly